GCGAUACUACAGUUUAUAGUCACAUGAAACAGUCAACAGUUAACAUUGUUGUGCACAUCAUCUGUACAUUUCCAUCAUCAUAUAAAGCAGAAUAAAUGUAAUUUGCACUCCGGUAAGUGAAGUGUAUCUAGUAAAAAUCAUGGACGAGGACGGACUUCCGAUUGUGGGCUCUGGAGUCGAUCUCACGAAGGUCCCUGCCAUUCAGCAGAGAAGAAUUGUUGCUUUUCUCAACCAGUUCAUCGUCCACACGGUUCGCUUCCUCAACAACUUUUCCACAGUGUGUGAAGAGAAACUUGCCAACAUAUCCCUGCGCAUCCAGCAGAUCGAGACCACGCUGUGUAUCCUGGAAGCCAAGCUGUCCUCCAUCCCCGGACUGGAGGACGUCACGGUAGACGCAGUCGAACGUCCCCAAAGCGUUCGGACCAACGGAACCGGCGCUCCUGCUCAAAGUCAGACAGACGAUCCACCGGCUGUGACGCUUCCCUCUCUGGAGCCUCCUCCCAGUCCUCCAGACGACGCGACGACGCCCAAAGCGGAAGAGGCGAAUGUCAUGACGGUGGCCAAGGAUCCGCGCUACGCCAGAUAUCUGAAGAUGGUUCAUGUGGGCGUUCCCAUCAUGGCCAUCCGGAAUAAAAUGAGCAUGGAAGGUUUGGACCCGGACUUGCUAGACAAACCGAACACCCCCGUGCCAGACGCGGGAGGAAAAACCGGCGAGGCGGACGACAUGGACGCUUCGGACAGCGAAUCGUCCUUCAGCGACUGACGUCUCGAUCGGGGGUGUGCUGGUCAUCCAUUGAAGUGGUCUGCCUGGGAGAGGGCUAGCAGCCUCAAAUGAGCCCUCGCUCUGGAUAAAGCAUUUAGUGGUUAUUCCACACUUAAAAUGUUCAAAGAGGACGUUGUAGUUCUCAGUGUUGAAAUCCCAGUUACUAACAUUUAACUCGAUAUUUUAUGCUAAAUCGGGGUCCAUGUUCAAACACAUGAUUUAUUUUAUGUAAUAACAUAAUAGCAUAAAUUGUCCAUAGGUUUGAAUGUGAUCAAAAUGGAUGGAUGGAACGUAGGGUUAAUUAUGGGAUGUUUUGAUGUGAACAAUUGUGGUGCUUUAAGACUUCUGUUUGAACUGUUGACAUGAGCAACCAUCUCUGGGGUUAAUUAUUAGUGAACGAAUAAAGGAUAAUGAUGCGAUUCCAUGUUUCAAGUUC
Messenger RNA from Phycodurus eques (leafy seadragon), 1199 nucleotides. RefSeq names its product WASH complex subunit 3 (gene washc3). The record is from RefSeq and is a predicted model, not a curated record. Gene Ontology annotation, biological process: actin filament polymerization; exocytosis. The coding region runs from base 140 to 763 and encodes 207 amino acids. Gene Ontology annotation, cellular component: WASH complex. The transcript has 7 exons. Lineage: Eukaryota; Metazoa; Chordata; Actinopteri; Syngnathiformes; Syngnathidae.